AUGACUACUACUUUGCUUCCAAACUCUAUCGUGCUCAACGUCCCAACUGCAGCAACAAACCCUUAUGUGUACCGCAAGGAUGACAACUCGGUCGGGAGCGGAAGCGACAGCUUGUUCAACACGGCCGUGAAGAUCACAGUCGAGCAAGCAACGGUGGACAGCAGAUACGUCCACCUCCGAUUCACUUACAACAACAAAUAUUGGCAAAAAAACACAGACGAUAACUCCAUCGUGGCCGUAUCAAGCCAGAAAGUAGAGGACACGACGGAUCCGUCGUGCACGCUCUUCGAGCCAAACCUGCAAUCAAACGUGGUGUCUUUCACUCACGUCCAGACCGGGUGGCCCGUGGUGAUCAACAACUCCACCAGCAGUCUGUACGUGGACGAAACGGGCAGCAGCGCCACGGCUCUAGGGUUUGUGGAUGGGGACACAUUAGUCCAGCUGCCGACUCACAUAGCCCUGAAAGGAAACAACGGGAAGUGGCUCAAAGCCUACGCACCAGAUGGCUGGUACCUGCAGUUCCAAGAGAGUGAUCCUAACGAUGAAUUAUCGGUGCAAACAGUGACACUAAUGCCCAACGGGUACGUCCGGAUACUCUCCAAUCACUUCCGCAAGUUCUGGUGGACGGACACCUCCGACUCUGAUCGAUGGGUACACUCUGAUUGGGAUGAUAGUAAGGGAAGCCAAACCGUCAGUUACUUCUGGCCUGUCAAAAUCGACGAUACCACCAUAGCGCUUCGCAGCGCAGCCAACAACAACUUCUGCAAACGCCUCACGGUGGACAGCACCAUGGCCGACUGCCUAGCUGCCUCGGUCAGCACCAUCACAGAUGAAGCGAGAAUGCAGGUGCAAGAGCUCGUGUCCAAAAGGAAGAUCUACAACGUGAUGUAUCACAUGGAGGACGCUAUGAUCUAUAACGAGGCGCCUUAUGUGGGGGGCACAUCCUCCCUCACCAACCCCAACGACGAGGAAGCCUCCAUGGAAGUGUCCAUCACGUAUCAGAACGAGACGUCUUACACUUUCAGCCGCGGGACUUCCAUCUCAGCCGGGGUGAGUGCCACUAUAGAAGCAGGGAUUCCCUUAAUUGAGGACACAGAGAUUGAAGUUUCGACUGAGAUAAACGCGUCGCUAGAGUGGGACACCACCACAACCACAACCACUUCAGUUACGGCCACUGGCACGGUUACUGUGCCUGCUAAUUCAACGGUCAGAGUGAGUUACGUUGGUACGCAGGGCACCUGCAACAUCCCUUACACUUACACUCAGGAAGACGUGAGCUCCACCACCGGCGAAAUCACCUACUACAGUCAGACUGAUGGUAUCUACAACGGAGUCAGUUGCUACAACUUCGCCUUUCAAGUCCAACCACUUCAGCCUGCCUCUGCUUGA
Molecule: messenger RNA, 1389 nt
Organism: Salvia hispanica
Lineage: Eukaryota; Viridiplantae; Streptophyta; Magnoliopsida; Lamiales; Lamiaceae
Source: RefSeq, a predicted model, not a curated record